AUGAUUCCAGUGCAGCUGAUCUCAGCUUUGAUAGUGGCGUGUGGUUGCAGCGCGCUCGCGGACGCAAUGCAAGCAAACUUCAGUCUGGAUAAUGACAUUCAGUCCAGCUUCCUCCAGCGGCGGCUGAAGAGCCAGGAGCGCAGGGAGAUGCAGCGGGAGAUCCUCUCCAUCCUCGGGCUGCCGCACCGGCCCCGUCCGCUCCUGCAGGAGAGGCACACCGCGGCUCCCAUGUUCAUGCUUGAUCUGUAUAAUAACGCCAUCCUGGAGGACUCUUAUAAACCGGCGUACACCACCCCGGGACCCCCGAUGGUGACCCAACAGGACAGUCGCUUUCUCAGUGAUGCCGACAUGGUGAUGAGCUUUGUCAAUCUGGGGGAUCUAGAUGAAGACCUCCGUCUCUAUCAUCAGCACCACAGAGAGUUUCGUUUCGACCUGUCCCGCAUACCGGCGGGGGAAACCGUGACAGCUGCGGAGCUCCGCAUUUACAAGGACUUUGUACAUGAGCGCUAUGAAAAUGAGACUUUCCGUGUCAGUGUGUUCCAGGUGCUCCAACAGCAGCCCAAAAGGGAGCUGUACCUGCUAGACUCACAAGUGGUAUGGGCGGCAGAAGAGGGAUGGCUGGUAUUUGACCUCACGGUCACCACUAACCACUGGGUUAUAAACCCAGGUCAGAACUUGGGACUGCAGCUCUCUCUGGAAACCGCAUAUGGUGAAAGAUUGAACCCAAGGAGAGCAGGUCUGGUGGGCAGCACUGGACCUCGGAAUAAGCAGCCAUUUAUGGUGGCGUUUUUGAAAGCGUCAGGAAUCCAUCUCCGUAGUGUUCGCUCAGCAUCAGGAAACAAACAGAGGGGUCCCCACCGCUCUAAAAACCCCAAACCUGGUGUUGCGCCCAGCCAGGUGGCUUUGAAGACAGCUGAGGCCGCAGAGGUUUCCAGUGUAGACCCCAAACAGGGCUGCAAGAAGCAUGAACUCUAUGUCAGCUUUAGAGAUCUGGGAUGGCAGGACUGGAUCAUUGCUCCAGAGGGUUACGCUGCAUACUACUGUGAGGGGGAAUGUGUGUUCCCCUUGAACUCUUAUAUGAAUGCCACAAACCAUGCUAUUGUACAGACACUGGUCCAUUUCAUAAACCCAGAAACAGUCCCAAAGCCCUGCUGUGCUCCUACUCAGUUACAUGGAAUCUCCGUUUUGUACUUUGAUGACAGUUCCAAUGUAAUAUUGAAAAAGUACCGCAACAUGGUCGUCAGAGCCUGCGGAUGCCAUUAA
Sinocyclocheilus grahami is the source of this 1263-nucleotide messenger RNA. Its product is annotated as bone morphogenetic protein 7-like. Gene Ontology annotation, molecular function: cytokine activity; growth factor activity. NCBI's taxonomy places the organism in Eukaryota, Metazoa, Chordata, Actinopteri, Cypriniformes, Cyprinidae. Gene Ontology annotation, biological process: BMP signaling pathway. Bases 1 to 1263 code for a protein of 420 amino acids. The transcript has 7 exons. The record is from RefSeq and is a predicted model, not a curated record. Gene Ontology annotation, cellular component: extracellular region.